AUGUCGCAGUUUCUAUCAACACACGAACGCUACACAAUUGCCAUUCUCUUUUUCAUAAACAUAGUCAACUAUAUGGACCGUUAUACCGUUGCAAGUAUCCUUGGAGAUCUUCAAGAUGAAUUCAAUGUUGGUGAUGAUUACAGUGGCCUAUUACAAACUGCCUUCAUUCUAUCUUAUACAAUAUGUGCUCCAAUAUUUGGAUAUUUGGGAGAUCGUUUCUCUCGAAGAAAAAUCAUGGUUUUAAGCUUACUCUUCUGGACUGUAGCAACAAUUUUAGGCUCAUUUACACGAACUUAUGGAUGGUUUUUUGUUUUAAGAACAUUUGUUGGAAUGGGAGAAUCUUCAUUUAGUACUCUAGCUCCGACAAUAAUCUACGACGUGACUUAUAAAGAAAUUCGUAAGGAUGUUUUGGCUCUGUUCUAUAUAGCCAUUCCUAUUGGUUCCGGUCUUGGAUUUGUUGCGGGAGCCAAAUUCGCCCGAAUUGGUGGCCAUUGGUGUUGGGCCUUAAGAGUUACUCCAAUCUUAGGAGUGAUUGGGAGUGUGUUAUUGUGCUUGAUCAAAGAUCCUGUCAGAGGAGAGCGAGAACUUCUAGAAAUGGGAAAACCUUUGGUUGCGAAGAAAAUAAGCUUUAAAGACGAGCUUAAAAGCUUGGUGAAAAACCGCUCGUAUCUUUUGUCAACUUUUGGAUUCACAUCUGUUGCAUUUGUAACCGGAGCAAUGGCAUGGUGGGGCCCAAUAUACCUUCAUUCGGGAUUUCGCUUGAUUCCUGGCGAAAAUGACAUAAAGCUCGAAGAAGUUGCUCUAAGCUUUGGUGCUAUUGCAGUCUGCUCCGGACUUAUUGGUGUCCCACUCGGCGCCUUUAUUUCCCGAAAGCUCAUACGCAAAUACCCAGCAAUCGAUCCAAUCAUCUGUGGCGUUGGACUUAUUAUCAGUGACCCACUUAUCGUUCAAGCACUUUUUGCCGCCAAAAAGUCAAUUAUAGUCACGUAUUCAUGUGUUUUCCUGGGCGAAGUAUUUAUGAACGUCACAUGGACAGUUGUUGCUGAUAUUUUACUUUCGGUGGUAGUUCCCGAAUCCCGUUCCACAGCUGAAGCCUUUCAAAUUGCAAUCAGUCAUGCCUUCGGCGAUGCAGGAAGUCCAUACCUCGUAGGACUCCUGUCCGAACAGCUAAAGAAAAAAUGGACUGAGAAUCAACCAUCGUCGCCUGUCAACAUGAACAUAAAACUCGUUCAACAAUUCGAUGCCAUGAGAUAUGCCCUCAUGUCUAUAGUUUUCAUGCAACUUCUAGGAGGGAUGCUGUUUGUAGCGAAUGCAUUUUACAUUGUGGCCGACAGGGAGCUGGUUAUUCAGGCGAUAGCAAGUACUAGUCCUAGUCAACAAAUGGUGCCGGCUGUGGAGCGAGCGUAA
Episyrphus balteatus (marmalade hoverfly) is the source of this 1407-nucleotide messenger RNA. Its product is annotated as protein spinster-like. Gene Ontology annotation, molecular function: transmembrane transporter activity. Gene Ontology annotation, biological process: transmembrane transport. Gene Ontology annotation, cellular component: membrane. NCBI's taxonomy places the organism in Eukaryota, Metazoa, Arthropoda, Insecta, Diptera, Syrphidae. The transcript has a single exon. The record is from RefSeq and is a predicted model, not a curated record. Bases 1 to 1407 code for a protein of 468 amino acids.